AUGCUGGCGAGGCGGCAGCGCGAUCCCCUCCAGUCCCUGCGGCGUCGCAAUCGGGAGCUGAAGCAGCAGGUUGAUGAUUUGCUUUCUGAGAGUCGAUUGAAAGGAGCUCUAGAAGCCAGUAAAAGACAAGAUAUUUACCAAAGAUGUAUCCAAUUAAAACAGGCAAUAGAUGAAAAUAAAAAUGCUCUUCAAAAAUUAAGCAAAGCUGAUGAACCUGCCCCUGUUGGGAGUUACAAUCAGAAGAAAGAGGAGGAACGCAAUCUUCUGGAUAAGCUUACCCACCAACUGCAGGAACUUGCUGUGUCCAUAAGUAGAGAAAAUGUCGCUGAAACUGGGGCGCUUACUGAAGGAGUGGACGAUGACAGCUCUGCUGAAGAAGAUGAUGAAGAAGGUGACGAGGCCACAAGUGGAGAACACGUUGCUAUUGGAGAUUUUACGGCUCAGCAAGUCGGAGACCUUACAUUUAAGAAAGGGGAAAUUCUCCUUAUAAUUGAAAAAAACCCUGAUGGUUGGUGGAUGGCUAAGAAUGCCAAAGGGAACAAAGGUCUUAUUCCCAGAACAUACUUGGAGCCCUGUAAUAAAGAAGAAGGCCCGGGGCCUAGUGAAGGAGGCAGCGAAGGCGCAGACGUAGGGGAGGAAACGGCAGAAGGCGCAGAGGUUAAACAAAGAACCGAUUCUCAUUGGAGUGCUGUCCGAAAAGCCAUCUCAGAGCAGAUUAACACCGUCGACUUAUUGACCUCGAUGGGAGCUAUCCCUGCCGGGUUCAGGCCUUCCACCCUCUUCCAGCUUCUGGAGGAAGGGAGUCAAUUUCGAGCAAGUUACUUCUUACAACCAGAGCUCACUACCUCACAACUGGCCUUCAAAGAUCUAAUGUGGGACGCUGAAACGGGCUCUAUUAGGUCAAGACCAAGUCGUGUUUCCUUGAUUCUGACCCUCUGGAGCUGUAAGAUGAUUCCUCUUCCAGGAGUGAGCAUCCAGGUUCUGAGCAGACACGUGCGCUUCUGUCUGUUUGACGGCAGUAAGGUUCUGAGCAACAUUCAUACAGUCAGGGCCACGUGGCAACCUAAGAAACCCAAAACAUGGACCUUUUCUCCCCAGGUUACUGGCAUCUUGCCCUGCUUGCUUGAUGGUGACUGUUUCAUCAGGUCCAAUUCUUCGUCUCCAGAUCUUGGAAUAUUAUUUGAACUUGGAAUUUCUUAUAUUCGCAAUUCAACUGGUGAGAGAGGAGAAUUAAGUUGUGGCUGGGUGUUUCUUAAACUUUUUGAUGCCAGUGGAAUUCCUAUUGCAGCAAAAACUUAUGAACUCUUCUUGAAUGGAGGCACCCCUUAUGAAAAAGGUGUUGAAGUGGACCCUUCAGUAUCCAGAAGAGCACAUGGUAGUGUUUUCCAUCAGAUGAUGACAGUGAGAAGGCAGCCUCAGCUUCUAGUAAAACUGAGAUCUUUGAACAGAAGAUCAAGGAACAUGCUAAGUCUACUGCCGGAAACAUUAAUUGGAAGUAUGUGCUCCGUUCAUUUGUUGAUAUUUUAUCGCCAGAUUCUUGGAGACGUGCUCCUGAAAGACAGGAUGAGCAUGCGCAGUGCUGAUUUAAUUAGUAAUCCAGUGCUGGCCACCUUCCCCAAGCUCUUGGAGCAGCCUGACAUAAUGGAUGCCCUCAGGAGUUCCUGGGCUGAGAAAGAGAGUACCUUAAAAAGGUCAGAGAAGAGAGACAAGGAGCUCCGGAAGGCCGUGUUCCUCCUGGUUUACCACGACUGCGCGCUUCCCCUCCUCCACUCCGCGCUCCUGCCCCCGUUCAGGUGGGCGGAGGAGGAGACCGAGGCCGCCCGAUGGAAGGUCAUCGCCGACUUCCUCAAGCAAAGCCAAGAAAACGAGGGCGCCCUCCAGGCUCUGCUGUCGCCAGCGGGGCUGCAUGAGCCUUUCGACAUUUCAGAGCAGACCUAUGACUUCUUGGGUGAGAUAAGAAAGAUCUCAGCCUGA
Messenger RNA from Lipotes vexillifer (Yangtze River dolphin), 1974 nucleotides. RefSeq names its product nephrocystin 1 (gene NPHP1). The record is from RefSeq and is a predicted model, not a curated record. Gene Ontology annotation, biological process: protein localization involved in establishment of planar polarity. Gene Ontology annotation, cellular component: cilium; cytoplasm. The transcript has 20 exons. The coding region runs from base 1 to 1974 and encodes 657 amino acids. Lineage: Eukaryota; Metazoa; Chordata; Mammalia; Artiodactyla; Lipotidae. Gene Ontology annotation, molecular function: protein binding.